AUGAACCCACAAAGAAUUAUUGAACUUCAAAAGAGAUACCAAACUACUCCAAAACCAUUGUAUUUGAGAGGAGCUAAAUCAGCUAUGUUGGUGUACCCAUUUUACGCCCUUUUUGCCGUUAGCACCGCCGUCCCAUUGUUUUACGCUGGAAGAGCUAUUUGUGGUAUUAAAGAGAAGUCUUAA
Lodderomyces parapsilosis is the source of this 183-nucleotide messenger RNA. RefSeq names its product cytochrome c oxidase subunit VII (gene COX7). The transcript is spliced from 2 exons. Lineage: Eukaryota; Fungi; Ascomycota; Pichiomycetes; Serinales; Debaryomycetaceae. Bases 1 to 183 code for a protein of 60 amino acids. The record is from RefSeq and is a predicted model, not a curated record.